Messenger RNA from Fulvia fulva, 1623 nucleotides. RefSeq lists its product as uncharacterized. NCBI's taxonomy places the organism in Eukaryota, Fungi, Ascomycota, Dothideomycetes, Mycosphaerellales, Mycosphaerellaceae. The transcript has a single exon. The record is from RefSeq and is a predicted model, not a curated record. Bases 1 to 1623 code for a protein of 540 amino acids.
AUGCUAACGUUUCGGUGGGACAUUGUGUUUCGAAAGUUGCGGAAGCAGGACGCCUCCUGGACUACUGCUGUCGGCUAUCACCAAGACCUACGGCCAUCGCCCAAGUCAGAUAUUGCACCUGUGAAAGGCACUUCGAGCCAAAACAUGGCCACGCCCGGUCCCAGACGGCCAAUGGACCUUGAGUCGAUAUCUGAAAUCAAGGGAUCUCGAGCCGGACGUGGAAACGAUUCUCUGAAGUCUUUCUCGUCCGAGCAUUCGCUGACGGAGCACGGCAACUUUCUCGAGCUUUUGACUUAUCUGUUGGAAACUGAGCGCCGACGAGUGAAAGCCGUCGCAGGGAUCGAUCAAGCUCGCCAGAGACUGAAAUUGCUACGGUGUGAUAUGAUGACGGCUACUGCUCAGCAGACGCACGUUGCUAGACGCCAAGCAUUGGUACACAUGCCCGACUCGAUUCACGGCAACGAUAAUGCGAGACUUGCAGCGCGCUUUGCAAGCAUGCUUGAGACCGCAAUAGAGGAUCAAGAGGCGGUCCUAAGUCAACUAUCACUUGUACAGACAGAGUAUGAGAGCGCAUGCCAGGAGUUACAUGAAGGAGAGCCGCGACUGUUCCGAGCGACUCAAGGCUUCCCCCGAAGAGUGCGACGAGAUAGUACGGACGAGCUUGUUGUCACCCGCGAAUAUGCACAAGCGAUCCGAUUUGCCGCAGACUUUGGGCAAGUGUUUCUGCGUCAGUCCCGUGAGCACGCCUGGAUUCGGCCGGGUCAGCAAACACUACCAGUUGCAAAAGGCUGUGACAAGCCCGAACUCCUUGACUGGUACUUACAGACAAUGCUGGAGCAUAACUUCCGCGAGAAGAUGUCCCGAAUGUAUCGGACCAUGGAGCCAUUGCUCGUCGAGCUAGGUGUCAUUCAGCUUGAAGAAGAUAGCGAAGCUGAAGAGCAGUCGGUGCGAAAGCACAAUCUCGGCUUGGCACAAGGAUCUGCUGAUAAGCUACGCUUUCAUCUUGCCUCCGCUCGGCGGCAGGUCUACGAUGCCCACCAUUGGCUUUUGAUAGGCCUGAAAGACACAUAUCAGACUGGUCGAGACAAAUUCUUGAUGACAUAUGCGGCAGAGCUGGGGCCAGCGAAUGAUAGCCAUGCCAGUCCAGCAGAUGCAUACGAUCGCGAGUACAUGCGGAAGUUCCAAGAAGCGAACAAGGCAGUAACGCGAGCUGAUGCUGAGUAUAUCAGACUGCGAAAUCAAGCUUUGGAGGAUCGAGUGGCCGAUCCCGGGGAGACUGAUCUGUUGGGAAUCUUAGAUCACGCAGAAGAUGCUUUCACCGACAGUGAGAAGUCGCUGGCUCGAAAAGACAGGAAGUUCGCAAGCGCUGCGAGAGCUCCGGGCAUUCAUGCUUGGCUAAGGACGGCCCACGGCGGUGGCUAUCGUGAGAAACAGCCGCCGAGCGAGAUUGCAGCAGUAGACUCGGGCUCAUCUGCUAGGAGUGUCCCAUCCGAAGGCAGCCACGUCGACCAUCAUGAUCUUGUGGACAGAUGGCAAGCAGAAUUGGUCGUAGUUCGCAAGGACCUCGAAAGGCAGAUACAGCAGCUGGAUCCUAAUACGAAGCCACGGCAUUCGCGCUGGUGA